AUGGGGCUCUCGGCGUCCACGCGCGUGCAGAAAUCCCUGGGCGCCGCGCCGGAGUUCACCUCCGCCUGCGCCGCCGUCUACGCCGACUGCCUCUCUCUGAGCCAGCACGCCUUCCCCGGGGUCAAGCCCUACCAGCUCUUCUCCGCUACCGCCCGCCUCCACAGCCGCCUCUCCCAAUCCCUCCGCCUCAUCUCCAACUGGCUCCCGCACCCCCCCGACCGGGUCCACGUCGACCGGGCUCUCAAGGCGGCGGUCCUCUCUCGCCGCCCGCCCCGGACCGACGAGGACGAGGACGGAAUUGUGCUCGACCAGACGGAGUUUCAGGAGUUCGCGCUGGAGGUGUUCUCCGACGCCGUCGUCUCGGCGGCGCGGCUGGCCUUAUUAAAGAGGCUGCCGCUGGGCGCCGCCGGAAUUGCGGGUGCAGCAGCCGUGGUGAAGCCCGGGAAGGACGUCGUGGUGGUGGCGAUUGGUGCCUACGCGCUCGGCGUCGCGACCUCUAUCUAUCUCAGCUUGGACGCCUGAGAUUUUAUACUCCGUUAAUUAUCUUUCUACUUUUUGCAAGUCGCCCCUUGAUCUUAUUAUUAUUGUAAAUGUUAUAGAACCUUACUCGAUUGUUCAUAUUUACUACCCCAGUAUUUAUAUAUUUAUUUAUUUUUGUA
Molecule: messenger RNA, 659 nt
Organism: Andrographis paniculata
Lineage: Eukaryota; Viridiplantae; Streptophyta; Magnoliopsida; Lamiales; Acanthaceae
Exons: 1
Coding region: 1-522 (173 amino acids)
Source: RefSeq, a predicted model, not a curated record